This is a messenger RNA of Mycetomoellerius zeteki, 1503 nucleotides long. Its product is annotated as calmodulin-lysine N-methyltransferase. Lineage: Eukaryota; Metazoa; Arthropoda; Insecta; Hymenoptera; Formicidae. The record is from RefSeq and is a predicted model, not a curated record. Gene Ontology annotation, molecular function: calmodulin-lysine N-methyltransferase activity. Gene Ontology annotation, cellular component: cytoplasm. Bases 42 to 1049 code for a protein of 335 amino acids. The transcript is spliced from 2 exons.
GUACAUGUUAUCGAGUACCGAUCGAUGUGCCUGAUUGCGAUAUGUCGCAGGAGAUUUUUUCCCGUAGGGAGACACUCUCGAUCGAGACGAAUGACCCUCUCAAUUCAAAGAGGAGUACUCGCGCUCUACGUCGAUGGCGCAUCUUAGCCAGAGCGCUGACAGGCUCGCCAGAACCGAUCGGCAGCGAGUCCGACGAGGAGGUGUCGGUGAGACGAUUCACCAGUUUUGGUUUGCUGAAAUGCGCGCUGCUGGAAAACAUGCUGGCGGACGGCGAGUUCAGUUGGUGCGAGUAUUCCACUCAGCUGGACGGUCGGUCAUACAACGUGCAGAUACGUCGGAUAAGCAAGUGCUUCACAGCGAGCGAGCUGAUCGGCUUCAACAAUACUGGCAACGUGUGCGUGUGGCCGUCCGAGGAGUGUCUGGCCUACUAUCUGCUGAGGAAUCACGGCCUCUGCCGGAAUCGGAACGUCCUUGAACUUGGUGGUGGCAUGAGUUGUCUGGCCGGUGUACUCGCCGCCAAAUACUGCAAUCCCAGCACCGUCACCCUCACGGACGGUAACGUGACUAGCGUCGACAACGUGCGCUGCAUCGUCGCCAGGAACGACAUGACGCAUCUGGUAGAAUGCGGAGUCGUUCAAUGGGCUCAAGCCGCCAGGGCCCUUCGACAGACGAUGAUCAACGGUAACCGCGUUAAGACCCGGACGACUGACGAAAAUACUCGACUACCGUCGGGUCUUUACGACGUGAUCUUGAGCGCCGACUGCCUUUUCUUCGACGAUGCUCGUCUAGAUCUGGUGGAGACGAUCUAUGGCUGGCUGACCGACGACGGGGUCGCCCUGGUGAUGGCACCUAGACGCGGCACGACAUUCCAGAAGUUUGCCGAGGCGUCGAUCAAACGUGGCUUCAUAGCACGCCAGACAGAACGGUACGACGACAUGGUGUGGUCGAGACAUCUGGAGCUGUUGGAGAAUAGUCCGGAGUACUGUCCAGAUCUGCAUUAUCCGGUACUGCUAGAACUCACCAAGCAGAAGAAGACGCCGCCCGGAUGAUCAGGCUUGAUCGACAAGGACGACGAGGACGACCGGCCGGACGAGAGUCUCAGCGAGGAAUGAAAACAUGUCUGUGAACAUGUUCUUCUUUUUAAAUAUGUACACUCUUUGUGGCUGCACGCGCAAUAAAAUUAUUGCGGAAAGGAAUGAAUGUAUUACUUCCGAGUGAAGAUGCGCGUUCGCUGUAAUGGGAUAUAAAGAUGUAUAAAGCUGCCUUUAUGUCGUUCAACAAUGUCAAGGUCGAUUUUUUAUUAGUGCGUCUGAUGAAACGUUUAGCGGUCACAUCCAUUCGCGGAUCGAUCUUCCGCUCGUACGCAUCGUUCCACAUCAUCGCUGCUAUCGGAAAAGUUCAAUAAGGAAGGUAUUAUGUGCAACGUGCGAGAAUUGCUCAGCGAGCUCUCUUCAAUGUGUCCGGUCUUCCCUUCUCAUUAAUUAACCCAUGAAUAUUUUGUAA